Zophobas morio is the source of this 301-nucleotide messenger RNA. It is a transcript of the gene Sem1, whose product is annotated as Suppressor of exocyst mutations 1. The annotation marks the transcript as partial. Gene Ontology annotation, cellular component: proteasome regulatory particle, lid subcomplex; proteasome complex. Lineage: Eukaryota; Metazoa; Arthropoda; Insecta; Coleoptera; Tenebrionidae. The transcript is spliced from 3 exons. Gene Ontology annotation, biological process: proteasome assembly; mRNA export from nucleus; double-strand break repair via homologous recombination. The record is from RefSeq and is a predicted model, not a curated record.
AAAUUAUCUAAGACAUCGAUAAAAAUGUCUGAAAAACCAAAAUUAGAUCUUGGCGUUCUUGAAGAGGAUGAUGAAUUUGAAGAAUUUCCCGUCGAAGACUGGACGGCAAAGGAUAAAGAUGAACAGGACAUAAGUGUAUGGGAAGACAACUGGGAAGAUGAUAAUGUGGAAGACGACUUUAAUAAACAAUUAAGGGCCCAGCUCGAAAAACAGAAGGCGAAACCCGCACCAAAAUAAAAUUUACGUUUUGUGUUAGUAAUUAGGAAAUUAAUGUAAGGAGAACAAUAAACAUUUUUUCAUA